AUCACUGUGUCUUCAUAUCCAAGUUCUCAACAAGGUUGAAAAUGGCAGCAACAUCAGCUGUCAAUAUAUCUCCACCAGCUCAUCCAGGACCAAUUGCAGGGAGCCUACACACAAACAGCCGUGGACCAACCUAUGAGCAGCAAGCUCCAGGAUUGCACAGCAUCAGCCAAGACCCAGGAGCAUCAUUCCAUCCCCAACCCCCCGUUUUUGUCCGGCCUUUCUUCUAUGUCCACGCUCCACCUCCACCCCAACCACCACCUCCACCCCCUUUCCUCCACUACCAGUGGCCCAUGCCCUUCCCCUAUAACCCCUUUGCGGCCUUCCCAGGCAUGGGCUAUGGUAUGGCCAUGCCCCCAUUCCCCCCUCAUCCCUAUAUGAAUGCUCCAGCCCAUUUUCUGCACCACCCCCACCCUCACGUCCAACCUUUGGACAGACGUUUUAUCCAUUCCCCAGUCUACGCUCCUAGCGCACCCUACCAGAACCCAAACCGGACCCACAGAAGUCAUCUGAGUCAUACUGGCAAUGUUAGAGAAACCGUGAACUGUGAGGUCCAAACAGAACCCAUACAAAUAGGUCGUUAUGGAGAAAGAAGCCCACUCAUUGACUCAGAUUCUGGGCGUGCAACUGGCUCAAACUCUCCAUCUGCCGAGGUUAGGAACAAUACCUUGCCCAGCAGUGCUUCACUUACUUCAGCCAAUUCUCCAGAUAGUAUGGUUCCUGUUUGUAGCACUUUUCAACAGGAGGUUGUCAAAGAGAGACACGUCUCUGUUCCUGACAUCCUAAUGAGUUGGAGAAGUGGCACGCCGCAGGCAAAGAUUCUGAAAUUGGCGGACAACCUGCCUCGGAAUGACGACCAGCUGCCUUCUUACGAAACAGAAGGCCACCAGAAGUCUUUUUACCAGAGUCCGACUCGGACCAAAAAUGGUCCAGUGGUGGCUGACAGUGCAGACGAUGAUGCUGAGCGUAACCUAAGCUCUAAAAAUGGUGCAACCCUUUAUCAAAUCCUCAAACUGAGAAAAGCUCAUGGAGAGUGGAAGGCAGACUACAGAAGAGAAAAUGAACCGGUGGGAUUGAAUGGCUCUCGAAAGCAUAGUCUAAGCUACACAGAUAAACUGCUACAUUCACAUAAGAAAUCCCGACAGCUCCCUGACAAUGAGCAAGAAGAUGAGACAAAUCCACAGAGACCAGAAAGAGUGCCGGACCAGACAGAGAUCAUUCCCUAUCAAAUGUAUAGCUGUCAGACGGCGAGAAAAAUGAAUGAGUCUGUUUGGUCUGUGGAGUCUCUGCCCCCCUUUGUCGCCACCAAGGAAUGGCUAUUGCAGAACGGCAUGUUGGAGCCUGAAGUAACUGACCCUGUUCUGAUGUCCAAAACACCACCUCAGAAUCACCACCAGCUGUCAUCUUACACAACUGAAGAAGACAAUGAGAGGUCUUUUUACCACAGUCCAACUCGGACCAAAAAUGGUCCAAUUGUUGAUGGCGCUUAUGAUAAACUUGAGGGUAGCUUAAGCUCAGUGGACAUUUCAACCCUCUACACAGUCUUCAAACUAAGAGAUGACCAUGAAGAGCGAAAUGCAGAAUCACAAAGUGCUGUACCGUGUAGUCUACCCUACACGGAUGAACUGCUACACUCAAACGAAUCCCGAAAGCUCCCUGACAAUGAGCAAGAAGAUGGUGACAAGUCAAAUCCACAUGCAGACCCGGCAGAGAUCAUUCCUGAUCAAAUGUCUUGCAAUAGUUCUCAGAUGGAGAGAAAAAUGAAUGAGUCUGUUUGGUCUGUGGAGUCUUUGCCCCCCUUUAUCCCCUCUAAGGAGUGGCUGCGGCAGAACGGCAUGUUGGACCCUGAAGUGACUGAUUCUGUUCCGAUGUCCAAAACACUGCCUCAGAAUGACAACCAGCUGCUGUCUCAUUUGGCUGAAGAGCAUGAGAAGUCUUUUUACCAGUGUCCAACUCAGACUGAAAACGGUCCACUGGUUCUUGACGGUGCUAAUGAUAAUGCUAAGGGUAGCUUAAGCUCUAAAAACAGCCCGACCCUUUUCGAACUAAAGGAAGCUCAUGAAGUGCAAAAAUCAGAAUCCAGAAGAGAAAAUGAGCCGGUGGGAUUGGUUGACCCUGUAAGGCGUUUGCUACUCUACACAGAUGAGCUGCCACGUUCACAAAACGAAUCCCAAACAAUUCCUGACAAUGAGCAAGAAGAUGCUGACAAGACAAAUCCACAUGACACGACUCCCUAUCAAAUUAAAAAAACGAAUGGGUCUGUCUGUUCUGUGGACUCUUUGCCCCUCUCUAUCCCCAAUAAGGACUCUCUGCUACAGAACGCCAUGCUGGAGCUUGGAGUAACAGACUCGGUUCCAAUGUCCGAAACACCGCCUCAGAAUGACCACCAGUUGCCAUCUUAUGAAGCUGAAGAGCAUGUAAAGUCUACUUCCCAGAGUCCAACUCGGAACAAAAAUGAUCCAAUGAUGGCUGACGCCGCUUACACUAACAAUGCUAAUGCUGAGGUUAACUUAAGCUCCAUAGACAGUGCAACCCUUUUCAAGAUCUUCAAACUGAGAAAAGCUCACGAAGAGAGACUUGCAGAAUCCGUGAGAGCUGUAAGGUGUAGCAUACCCUACACAGAAGAACUAGUACUUUCCCAAACCAAAUCCCAAAAGCUCCCUGACAAUGAGCAAGAAGAUAGUGAGACAAAUCCUCAAGCAGACACCACAGAGAUCAUUCCCGAUCAAGUGUAUAGCAGUCAGACGGAGAGAGAAAUUGGGUCUGUGAAGUGUCUUGCCCCCUCUAUCCCCGCCAAGAAGUGCAGUGACAUGGAUGCCUCUAAAACGAGAAGACUAAAGCAAGGCCAGGGCGUGGUUCCUUUAGUAAAGGACCCCUUAACUUCCCCAACUCCCCUGCAGAGUAAAACUUUAUUUACCAUCUCUGAAGAAAACACAGACACAAAUAGGUGUCGGGUGAUUUGCCAAAACGGAGUGGACGUGGAGGACGAAGCUUGCAGGAACAAAGAAGUCCAAAACCAGCAACUGUGUGUCCAGACGGCUGCCCAGAAGAUGGCCGACGUGUCUCCAUCAAAGGCACAUUUAGUGGACUGUGGCGUCCAGUGUUCUGAACUACUGGAACACAACUGUGUAUGUGAGAUGAAGAGCAGCAUGGGACCGAGCAGAUGGCAUCAAAGUAAACAGUUUGAUAUGAAGAAAGCAAACCAUGAAGGAGUUGAAGGAGUUGGAGUUAGAAGGAAGAAAAGAAGAGGAGGCAUGAUCACUGGAGGAAUGUCGUCAGAUAUGCACAGCAGCCAACAGGAAGCCUACAAUGGAAAUUAUUGCAAACCUUGGAAAUCGCAAGAUAUGCACAGCAGCCAGCAGGAAGUCUCCAACGGAAACUUUUGCAGACCUUGGAAAUCCCAAGGUAGAUAUGGACGGAACCGACGCUGA
Etheostoma cragini (Arkansas darter) is the source of this 3428-nucleotide messenger RNA. RefSeq lists its product as uncharacterized. The record is from RefSeq and is a predicted model, not a curated record. Lineage: Eukaryota; Metazoa; Chordata; Actinopteri; Perciformes; Percidae. The transcript has 9 exons. The coding region runs from base 42 to 3428 and encodes 1128 amino acids.